AUGGUCCAACAACAAGGAGUUCAGACUCUGAAGCGCAAGCAGCAGUCCCAAAAGAUUUCGAUAUCGCCACUGUACUUUUUGCUAGCCGUCUUGUCGAUUGCCGUGUUGAUUCUGGGGUAUAAUCUAAAGAGCUUAUCCAAGGCCAUCCAGGAGAGCCAUCACCAACAACAGCAAGAAGUACCGGUAGUACCAGGGGAUGAUAAUAAAAAUGCCAAGACACUAGCCGAUGAUGCUGCGAAACUAGCUGCUGUGAAACGAGCCGCAUUGGAAAAGAUCAAUGGUAAACAAGAAACAGAAAACCAAGGAGCUACCACCAAGAAUGACGGUAGUGGUGUCCCCCAAUACCACAUUAUUUUCUCCACGGGCUGCAGUGCCUUUCAAGAUUGGCAAUCCUACAUUUUCUUUUUCCAUGCGGCCAAAGUCUUGAAACGAACGUCUCCCCCCAAAAGUGGCAUGGCCAAUACCGAAGUGACGCGGGUCGCAUCGGGCUGUGGAUCGGAUGCCGAUGCUGAAGCUAUGCAAGCACUGCACAGGGAACAAAUCAAAAUCAUGAAUCCCAACUUUCAUUUGCACAUUACACCCGAUUUUUCCACCGUUCAUGGGUCCACCAAACCCUACAAGUACUUCAACAAGCCUUAUGGGACCAAACACUGGAUGGAACAUGUAUUGGGGUAUACCAAAGAUGAAACUACUGGCAAACCAAAUGACAACCCGCAACACGACAAUGACAUAGUCAUUCUCAUGGACCCGGAUCAGAUUAUUCUAAGACCCUUCACCAAUGACUUUAGUCAACACCCCGAACAAUGGCGCACUCGCCAGUCACUGCCCCUUUGGGACAAGGUCGUUCGAGGACAACCCUUUGCCCAGCAGUACGGAUUCCACAAUCAAUGGUACCAGAAAACCGAUAUUACCAAGAUUGCCAAACCGGACGAACUACCCUCUCCGCUCGAAACCAUGAAUGAUCGAAUGCGGAAUGAAAACUUUUCCGCGGGACCUCCCUACAUUGCCGUCGGUGCCGACAUGUAUCAAAUAUCCGACAAAUGGGCCGAAUUUGCCGUACCGACGCAUGCCCAGUAUCCAUUCUUGUUGGCCGAAAUGUUUGCCAUGUGUUUGGCAGCCGCGCAUCUCAAUCUGCCACAUCAGAUUACACAAAGCUUCAUGGUGAGCGACGUUGGUACAGGUGGCCUGGAAGGCUGGAAAUAUGGAAUUGAUCAGUACAGCGGAACGGACAUGUGUGAAGAAGGCAAGAUCCCUGAGGAAAAGUUGCCAAAUGUACUGCACUAUUGUCAACGAUAUUGGCUCGGAAAGUGGUUUAUUGGCAAAUACAAACUACCGAAGGACUUUAUCUCCUGUGAAUCGCCACUCCUCAAAGUGCCGCCCAAAGAUGUGGCACUCCAAUACGAUUUUGCCGUCGCGCCCACUGGAGAAAUCAAAAAAUUAAACAAAGAUCAUGUCAAACGAAAUGCUUGGAUGUUGUGUCGAUUCAUCCCGGCAUUGAACGAGGCGGCACGAUUCUAUAAGGAAACCCAUUGUGGUAAAGAUGGCAAGCCGCCAGCCAACUUUGAAGAAACCUUGGUCUUUCAUAAGAAUAUGGAAGUGGAAGCCAUCCAUUGA
Messenger RNA from Seminavis robusta, 1614 nucleotides. Lineage: Eukaryota; Bacillariophyta; Bacillariophyceae; Naviculales; Naviculaceae. The record is from the annotation of a GenBank genome assembly.